AUGGAGGAUGGAACACUGGAACUUGAUGCUGAGACGCUGCUGAAGAAGACGCCUCUGCCCAAGGCCGCAGCGGAAUUCUCCAGCAUCCACAUUGUGCAGACUUCAGGAGUCAGCGCCAAGAUCGCAGCUGCGCAAGUGAAGAAUUCGGCCGCCAAGAUUGGGAAACCCUGCGUGGUCCAUGAUUGGCCCACUUUGCCGGCUGAUGCGAAGGCGGAAUUUGAUGCCUUGUAUGCUCUGGGCAGCGAUCUGAUUCUGCAGGGCGCCAACCGAGCCACUCUGCUGGUCUUUGUGGGAGCUGGAAACCCCGGAGAGAUGGCCCUGGCGGUGAUUCUGGCCAUGCUUCCAUUCCGUGGCAUUCAAUUGGCUUAUGUGACUCCAGCAGAGGACUACCACGAUCCCCUGGAGCCCCUCACCUCCCCGAGCGGCGUCUUCGAGUACCACGCGGCGCAGCCGGAACGCAUGGGCCGGGCCGCCCUGGCUGCCAUCUUUGGCCCGCUGGGUGAUCGGACAUUUAAGAAACCGUUGGAUGAGUGGAAGCCCCUGCGUCCUGACGCGCAUCCCGAAGAGAAGCCGGCGCCCUUCAAGAUUGGCGCGUUGGACCUGCCCAUGGUUACCUAUGAGGGCGAAUAUUCCGCAGGAGUUGAACGCUUGGCCACACUGCUGGUGGAUCACUAUGGUAGCGACCUCUUCCCGGUGGUGUCCGUGGGCGAGACUGGAGACGCCUUGGGCUACGGGGAUGAUUUGCUGGAAGCCCUGGCUUCAAAGGACUGCCCUGGGUACUACUUCUCCCAUGCUUCUGGCGAGACCUGCAAGAGCCCUGAGGCGUAUGGCAAAUUGGAGCUGCUGAAGGCCAUCGGAGCUGCCAAGAAGGCCCGGAAGACCGUGGUGAUCAUCGCCGUCGGUGGUGGCGUGAACGGCAACGCCACCGGCAUGAUGGCCGCCAUGGCUGGCUCAGUCUUCAUCGAGGUGCCGACCACGCUGAUGCACUACAAUGACGCCACAACCUCUGCAAAGAAGGCCUUCAGUUUGGUGCUGAAUGGACAGAUUCUUUCGAAGAACAUCCUGGGUACCUUUUACUUGCCUCAGCUGGUCUUUUGCAUCAGCGAAACCUUUCUGACAUUGUCCAAGUGCAGCGUUCAUGCCGCCGUGGGCGAGGCGUGCAAGACGAUGGGCAUGUUGGGCAUUGCCAAUUCCUCCACUGGACAGCAGGAUUGGCACAACAUCCUUGGGGGUGUGGAGUUUGCGAGCGACUUCACCAAGAUCAUCGACACAGUUGGAGGCUUUGAAGAGCUGAUCCGCUUCUUGCAGCAGACCAGAGAGUUGAAAGCCAAGGCUUUGGCAUUGGGCGAGGAGUUGAGCGGCAUGCGCAUGGAGAGGGCAUCUUAUGGACAAAUGGCGAACGUUGCAAAGCAUCGUGAGCGGCGCCUGAGGGAACUCAGGCAAGUUUUCCAUGGUCAGUUGUCCAAAGAGGCGCGCGAUGCGGUGAUCCAAUUCCUCACCGUCAUCAACACAGAGAUCAUUGCGGCCAAAGCGAUGUUCUUGGCUUAUUCCGACCCCUUCGAGAAGUACCGCGCUCUCUUGUUCGAGUACGCUCACACCUUGGGCCAUGGUGUGGAGGCUUUCAUGAACGGUUUGUACCGAAGAGCUUCCCUUUGCGGCCUUGACUACUCAGAAGCCUUCAGGCUUCAUGGUCAGUGUGUGGGCAUGGCCGUGCUUUGGGCUGGAGAGAUGUCAAAGUCGCAGGGGCUUCUGGAUGGGGAUGGUUUCCUGGCACAUCAGGCACUGCUUUACACCUUCAACCGCUUCGGCGGAUACGACUUCGCUCCCCUGCGACGCCUCUGCGACCAGUUGGAGGUUUCGAAGGACGAGUUCUGCGAAGGCGUGUUGCAGGUUGUGAGACGCGACAACAAGCGAGGCUACUGCAAAUGCCGGGAGGACAGCUCUGUGGAUCAGCUGGUCCGCGAGCGUCCCGGCUGCCUACUGCGCAGUAGCGAUCCGGAGGCUGAGCUCCGAUACCUGGUGGAGGUGACAGAAGACUCACAGCGAGCGGUGCUGGAGAGAGCCUUCGAUUGUGAGUUUGACAAGGUGGCACUGCUGAAGGAGAACCAACUGCAUUUGGUUUCGAGAGAGCACAGUUCGACCGAGGGAGACCAGACCCAAACCGCCAGCGCUCUGCGCGGCCUUAUCGCCAGCCUCUAUUAG
Messenger RNA from Cladocopium goreaui, 2202 nucleotides. NCBI's taxonomy places the organism in Eukaryota, Dinophyceae, Suessiales, Symbiodiniaceae. The record is from the annotation of a GenBank genome assembly.